Messenger RNA from Colletotrichum abscissum, 381 nucleotides. RefSeq lists its product as uncharacterized. The transcript is spliced from 3 exons. The coding region runs from base 1 to 381 and encodes 126 amino acids. The record is from RefSeq and is a predicted model, not a curated record. Lineage: Eukaryota; Fungi; Ascomycota; Sordariomycetes; Glomerellales; Glomerellaceae.
AUGUCCAAGAAGGCUCCCCUUUUCCUCGGUCUCACUGCCGCUGGCGGUGUCGGCUACUACCUCUACAGCGCUGGCGGAAACCCUACCGCCGCGGAGAAGAAGUUCGAGAGUGACGUUCACAAGGCAUCCGCCGAGGUCAAGUCUCACCUUCCCGGACGCACGCCCGACGCCCAGAACAAGGGCGCGCAAUUUGGUGCUAAGCUUGACGAGGCCGUCGCUGAGGCCGACAAGAAGUUCUCUGCCACUAAGAGCAACGUCGAGGCGUACGCCAAGGACGCAAAGGCCGAAGCCUUGAAGAAGGUCGACGCCUUUGACAAGACCGUCGAGACCGAAGCCGCCAAGGCCAAGAGCGGCAUCUCCAGCUGGUUCGGCGGCAAAUAA